Arvicola amphibius (Eurasian water vole) is the source of this 483-nucleotide messenger RNA. RefSeq names its product U1 small nuclear ribonucleoprotein C-like. The transcript has a single exon. Lineage: Eukaryota; Metazoa; Chordata; Mammalia; Rodentia; Cricetidae. The coding region runs from base 1 to 483 and encodes 160 amino acids. Gene Ontology annotation, cellular component: nucleus; U1 snRNP. Gene Ontology annotation, biological process: spliceosomal snRNP assembly; mRNA splicing, via spliceosome; mRNA 5'-splice site recognition. Gene Ontology annotation, molecular function: zinc ion binding; pre-mRNA 5'-splice site binding. The record is from RefSeq and is a predicted model, not a curated record.
AUGUCUAAGUUUUAUUGUGACUAUUGUGAUACAUAUCUUACCCAUGAUUCUCCAUCUGUGAGAAAGACACACUGCAGUGGUCGGAAGCACAAGGAGAACGUGAAAGACUACUACCAGAAAUGGACGGAAGAGCAGGCCCAGAGUCGAACUCACAAAACAACAGCUGGAUUUCAACAUGGAAAGAUAUCUCCAGCUCCAUCCUCUGCUCCUCCUCCUCCUGCAGGGGCCAUGAUCCCACCUUCCCCCAGUUUCCCGGGUCCUCCUCGCCCUGGCAUGAUGCCUGCACCCCACAUGGGAGGCCCUCCCAUGAUGCCGAUGAGGGGUCCUCCUCCUCCUGGGACGAUGCCCGUGGGACCCGCUCCUGGAAUGAGGCUUCCCAUGGGUGGCCACAUGCCUAUGAUGCCCGGGCCUCCCAUGAUGAGACCUCCCGCUCGCCCUAUGAUGGUGCCCACACGACCUGGCAUGACUCGGCCAGACAGAUAA